Molecule: messenger RNA, 1464 nt
Organism: Aspergillus terreus NIH2624
Lineage: Eukaryota; Fungi; Ascomycota; Eurotiomycetes; Eurotiales; Aspergillaceae
Product: fungal specific transcription factor domain-containing protein
Exons: 5
Coding region: 1-1464 (487 amino acids)
Biological process (GO): regulation of DNA-templated transcription
Cellular component (GO): nucleus
Molecular function (GO): DNA-binding transcription factor activity, RNA polymerase II-specific; transcription cis-regulatory region binding
Source: RefSeq, a predicted model, not a curated record
AUGCACGAGCUUCAAGCAGACAUAUUCCGAGAGCCAGACUAUGUGCCCGUGGAGACUCCCUACGUGGGCGGUGUUCUAGACCCCAAGCUUGAUUCCAAAUUGAUGCAGAUAUUUGUGGGGCAUUUUGGUCCCUGGGUGUCCAUAUACUUUCCGUCCGAUGUCUAUAACGAUACUAAGCAAUCUCAGUCGUUGCUGCAUAACACCGCAUGUCUUCUAGCCUCUCGAUAUAUGCCCGGGGUUGCCUCGCCUGUGGUGCAAGCCAUGUAUCUCCAGAUACGACAAGAAUUGAUGCAUUCUCUGUGGGGCCCGCUGCCAUUGAAGUUUGAGGUCCUUCAAGCCAUUGCUCUCCUGUGUCUAUGGCCCACGCAUUCUGUCCAGAAUGGCCCGCCCAUGGACAGCUGGUUAUUAAGCGGUAUUGCUCUUGACCAUGCCUUGAUGUCCUUUGAUUUCCUCAAAAAUGCUCCCUACGAACGCGUAGUGGACAACGACAUGGUAUCACAGCUGAGACUGUGGAAUGCACUAUGCUUAGCCCGUGUCCAGUCUUCAGUUGCACAUGCUCGUCCGUUCCACAUUCCCCAGAGAUACCUUGACCACUGCCCACGCCUCCUGGAGCACCCAGCCGCAACGUUCGAAGACGGAAAAGUCGUCGCAGAAAUACAAUUAUACCUGAUCACUCUGCGUCUGCAAAGAAACUACCAACGGAUGAGGGUUUCAGACAUCGAGUACGAAGAACUCGAACGGUGGAAGGUAGACUGGGCCCAUCUUCUCAACGGCGAGGAAAACUCCACCAUCGAGCUCAACCUCUGGUUCUGCCAAAUCCUCCUUCACCGCACCGCAAUGAAAUUCCAAUUCGACACCGAACGCCUCAGCCUGGAAGUCAUCCAGCUCUCGCGGCUGAUCGUGUCAAAGGUCCUACAAGCCCGUCUCUCCACGGCGCUGGGAUUUAUCGACCACGUGUACGUCAUACUCGGCUACGCAACGCUCAACCUCUGCGACGCAAACACCCUCGACCCCCUCAUCGAGGAUAUCCAGAUGUAUCUGCUCCGUCUCUCGCCGAACGAGCGGCACAUCACGUACCGCUACUCGUGCAUGAUUGCGGAUUUCAAACAGCGCUGCGCGGAGUCUCAGCUCGCCUUUGGGGAUGCGCAGGCGCGAAAGGCGGAUGCGGAGCAGAUGCAGCUCGUGCACCCACUGGUGAAUGCUAUGGGCGACGGAUGUCCGCCGUGGAGCCAGAUCAUCCCUGAUUUCGUGGCGCAGUCGUACCCUGACGCUAGCGGAAUUCAUAUGUAUACACAACACGGGAAAUGCGGGAUCACCCCCUGCCGCAGCGGCUUCUACGAACUGCCAGUGCAGAUGCUGGUCGAGUUCAGCUUGGCGCUCGGAUACAGCACCCUGGGCAAGCCGCUCUCCAUCGGCACGGGGACCUUGCCAUCCGAGCCAACCGUCACCGUGGCGCAGGAGUAG